UUCACAACGUAGAAAGUGAAAGCGAUCUCUGGCUAGUCUCUAGACUUAAUCUCCGCUGGGAGGUUUUCAUCAAGAAGAACAACAAUUACAGUAGCUGCAAUGUGGCUAACCCCGAUUGCAGGCGCUCUGAUCUUGCUCCUCGCCUGGGAUUUUGUACGAAAACGCCAUCGAGUCACAACCUUGGCCAAAUCCAAGAUCAAGGGACCCCUGUCAGUUCCGAUCCUAGGAUGUGGUAUCCAGGCUUUGUCCCUGGGAGCGGAGAAUUUCCUUCAAUAUGGGGACGAAUUGUUUGAGAAAUAUGGCAAGAGCUUUUGCUUUUGGGUUCUCGGUGAAUGCGCAGUGUAUACAAAGGAUCUUAAGGAUAUUGAAACAGUUCUAACCAGUACCACGCUCUUGGAAAAGGGUCAACUCUAUCGUUUUCUACGACCCUUCCUCAACGAUGGACUUCUAGUCAGCACGGGCAGGAAGUGGCAUGCCAGGAGAAAGGUCUUCACCAAUGCCUUCCACUUCAAGGUCCUGGAACACUAUAUGGAAAUAAUGGACAGAAAUAGCGGGGUGUUGGUGGAGAAACUGAGGAAGGUGGCUGGUGGCAAGACACCGGUGGAUAUAAUUCAGCAUGUUUCUUUAGCUGCAUUGGAUGUAAUCACAGAGGCCGCCAUGGGUGUCCAGGUGAAUGCCCAGAACGACCCCGAUUUUCCGUACAUCAAGGCGCUCAAAAAUGUGGUCUAUAUCCAACCGGAUCGCAUGUUCAAAGUAUCGCAGCGCUACGACUGGCUCUUCCCCCUGUUGGCGCCACUGCUCCACCGGCAGCUCGUGAACGAUAUCCGCGUCAUGCACGAAUUCACCGACAAGGUCAUUCGCGAGCGGCGGGCAACGGUGGAGCGGGCUAAAGCCGACGGCAGUUACCGGCCACUGGUUCCAGGUGAUGCCGAUAUCGGCAGAAAGUCACAGAUGGCUCUGUUGGACAUCUUGCUCCAGGCGACCAUCAACAAUGAACCCCUCAGCGAUGCGGACAUCCGCGAGGAGGUGGAUACCUUCAUGUUCGCGGGGGAUGACACCACCAGUAGUGGUGUCUCCCACGCCCUGUACGCCAUUUCACGGAAUUCGAAGAUCCAGCAACGCAUAUACGAGGAAUUAGUAGAGGUCCUUGGUCAAGAUCCCUCCACUCCAGUCACCCAAACGAUGCUGUCGGAGCUAAAGUAUCUGGAAUGCGUUAUCAAGGAGACCAUGCGUCUAUAUCCUCCAGCUCCCGUAGUUGGAAGAUACACCACCAUGGACUUGGUUAUCGGAGAAAAGGUCAUUCCUGCCAACACGAGCAUUUAUCUAGUUCCAUACUUUGCCCACCGGGAUCCGGAUUACUUCCCAGACCCGCUCACCUUUAAGCCUGAACGUUUUCUGGACGGAGAGGAGGAAGCCCACGCGACCUUCGCCUAUGUGCCCUUUAGUGCCGGACCCAAAAACUGCAUUGGCCAAAAGUUUGCCAUUUUGGAGAUGAAAUCUUUGAUCAGCAAGGUUAUAAGAUACUACGAACUACUCCCCCUCGGGGAAGAUGUCAAGCCCAUGCUGAACUUCAUCUUGCGUUCGUCCACGGGCAUUAAUGUGGGUUUGCGGCCCAGAAAUCUUAAAUAGGGAAAGCCCCUUUCUCAGUCAUUUGGUUAAGGUUUCAAUUAAAGGUAACUGGGUUACUUGUGAUAUAGAGUUGUUAAGAUUAUUAUCAAAUAAAUAAAUAAAUAAAAAGCCUUGCUUAAAGGAA
Drosophila serrata is the source of this 1753-nucleotide messenger RNA. Its product is annotated as putative cytochrome P450 4d20. NCBI's taxonomy places the organism in Eukaryota, Metazoa, Arthropoda, Insecta, Diptera, Drosophilidae. Gene Ontology annotation, molecular function: monooxygenase activity; oxidoreductase activity, acting on paired donors, with incorporation or reduction of molecular oxygen; iron ion binding. The record is from RefSeq and is a predicted model, not a curated record.